AUGGGGGAAAAUGUGAGUUUUUGGGAGAGCCUAGUAGUUGGACACCCAGUAUGUGUUGAGUGGAAUCAAAUGACUGAAGGAUCCUUCUACCAUUUAUCCAGCAUUCUUUUUGUACUGGGUUCUAUGGCAGGCAGUGGGGUCUUUGGACUUCUGUAUGGAUAUAUUUUCUUUGCACUAAGCUUUUUCUGUACGUGCAUAUGGGCAUGGCUGGAUGUCUGUGCUGCAGAUGUGUUUUCCUGGAGCUUUAUCCUUCUGGUGAUUUGCAUCAUUCAGAUUAUUUACCUGGCCUAUCAACUAAGGAGUGUCUCGUUUGACAAAGAAUUACAAGAUGUAUACAGUACCGUCUUCCAACCUCUUGGGAUCUCGUUAUCUGUAUUUCGAAAAAUCAUCUCGUAUUGUAAUGCAGAGGUGGUCACAUUGGAAAGGGAACAUUGUUACGCAGUCCAAGGGAAAACUCCAAUCGACAAACUCUCAUUACUUAUUUCAGGAAGGUUUGUAACAUUUCUGAUUUUAAUUGAAUCUUCUUCACUCACGUAAAAGGCAACAUUUUAUGUUCCUCAAUUUAUGGAACACCCAGUCCAAGAAAUAAUAUUUUAUUGAUUACUUGUCCCCACCUUGUUUUGGUAUAUGGUAAUUCUAAGGCGCAAUGCUAACUCGAUCUCUUAGAAUUCUUGGAGAUAUAAAGUGACUUUUUGCCAAUUUGUAGCAGCUAAAAAGGUUAUGUUGAUAUAACAUUUACAUUUAUUUUUAAAAAAAAAAAUAAUAUAUAUAUAUAUAUAUAUAUAUAUAUAUAUAUAAAUUCAUUGGUUUCAGUAUGUACAACAUUGGUUACAGUAAGAGUUAUCACUUUUGGUGAAAACAAAAAGAUGACAAUAGCUCCAGUGCAUAUUGCAAAACUUUAUAAUUUUAUUGAAAUCCAUAGAGAAAGUCAUAAAAGUCUGUGGGCUUCAGGGUGGUGCAUUCAGUACCAUGAAAAUAAAACUACUAUAGGAUUAGUCGCUAAAAUGUGAAUUGUCAGGAAUUCAGAGUGGAUUUCAAAUUUAAGACCAAAGUUUGGAAAUGGAAGCAUAAUUGACAUAACUGAAUUUUUCCAGUUUGGCUAUUUUGCCUUAAAUUUCACUUUAACCCCUUAAUCUUAAUAUCAUGAUUCCCUUUUAUUCCAGAAGUUUGGUCCUUAAAGGGUUAAAUAACUAACAAUUCUCACUUAAAGCAACACUAUAGAGUGAAGAAUACAAACGUAUUCCUAACACUAAAGUGUUAAACUAAGUGUUUAGGGCCCGACCCCACCUUUUCUUCCAAGCGGUGCUGUUGUUACUACGGGUCUUGAUCUCCUAUAGGUUCCUAGGCAGCAAUAGCACUGCCUUUUCACAGUACUCAGCCUGCAAGGACAUGCUAUAGACACCAGAACACCUACAGCAAGCUGUAAUAGUUAUGGUUACUGUAGUGUCUCUUUAACCUGCUGUAUGUUUACACCAAGAAAAAAAAUAAACACUCUCACCCCAUCCUAUUGGGCAUCUGGUAAGAGUUUAAUUUUUUUUCCUUGGUACAUAUAUUUUUUUUUUUUUUACCUUUCUUGAAUUUCCUUUAUGUCAGACUGCUUGAAAUGGUUUUACUCAAACUGAGGUGACAGAACCACAGGCUCUUUGUACCAUAACCACUACAAUGACCUAUUAUUGUAGAAUCCCCCUUUAAUUCAUGGAUUUUUGUAUCACAUGUUUAUACCGUCUUACUGGUGACUCACUGUUUCCUAGAUUCUAGUCCCAAGAGGGGCUAGUUUCUAGAGGGGAGACUUCUAACCAUCACAAGGCAUUCCUAUGGGAGAACUAUAGAAUUUUCACUUUCAUUGCAGGUACAUAAAAGCCACGUACAGCUUUGUGGAUUUCAUAAACAGUAAAUUAGUAAACUCAUCAUGUAUACCAAGAAACAGUCCAACUCAUUUCUGAACAUCCUUUGAAUUAUUUCCUUAUAUUCCAAAAACCAAGAAAUGCAUCAAAGUUAUUUAUUCCCCUUGAACUACAAAGUACAAAGUAACAUGGUGAAUGAUCCGGGUAUGUUCUAGCCAGUCUGACUCCUUUAAAAAUAUAUCCAAUAUCGCCAAGCUUUCUUUUCAGUCUAAGUAAGUCUACUUGAAGAUGUUUAUGCCACCUUAAGAUUCAGUAGAGCAUUCUCAUAGUACUUCAGAACUAAUCAUGUAACUAUAUAACUUUAACAUCCCUUUACUCCAAGCCUCAAGGUUUUUAUAGAAAUAGAACAGAAUAGAAAUUUUAAGUAAAAUAUAUGUGAAUAUUCAAGAGUGACCCAAAUAUUCUGUGCAUUGGACUUGAAAAAGUAUAUUUACUUGAACCAAAAAAUCUUAUAAGGGUUGAGCAUAAGCCAGUUGAUUCAUGCUACCUACUACUCAUGUGUCUGAGAUAUCUAAAACUGAAGUUCCCCUUCCAACAAUAGAUGCAUCUAUUUUGGUCCUGUUCAGAUGUAAUUCAGCCAAUGAAAUCUAUUCAAAACAGGGGAGGAACUGACCUCACAAAUGCGAUAGUAGGAACUUCUGUGUUAGCAAUCUCAGACAUUGUGCCUGGACUGGAGGUGUAGUGGGAACCAGGUACAUGUGAGAUGAUUAGAAAAUGGUUUGACUUCAUAUCAUGAAAUGGCACUACAGGCUGUAGUACUUAUAGUACAUCCCUUUAACAGAUCAAUGGUCGGGGCGAAUUCUUAAAUCACUGUAGAUCACUCUAAUUUGCCUGGGAGGAUAACAGCGUGUACCCGAACUCAUCGCAAUGUGAAUACACUGCCAGGCAAUGUAAAGUGGUAUUUAGUAAAAAGUUGAAAGGCUUCCUUUUAAAAAAACCAAAAAACAGCCAGGAAAUGAUAUUCUCAUAUCUCAUUCGUUUAGUUAUGCAAUUAAAUUAAUCCAGAACAUUGAGUUAAGCUUUUUUUUUUUUUUAAAUAAAUAUAUAUAUAUAUAUAUAUAUAUAUAUAUAUAUAAUUUUUUUAUUUUUUUAUUAAAAUACAUAUUUCAGUACAGGUUGCAGUGAGUGAGUGUUGGUGACUUAGGCAGGCUAAAGAAUCACUUGGACGAAACAGGCUUCUAAACACAGGCCCUACUGGUGGAAAAAUAUAGACUAAACCACUACACAAGAGGAUGGUUUAUACUUUAUAUAACGGUACUGCAGGAAACUGACUAAUGGUUUGGAACUCCAUAUCUGCUGUCUGUGGCAAUAAUGACCCCUAAGGACUAAAUAUGAUGCAGGUUUGUUUCAAUGCCUUAAGCAGCUGAAAAUAAACAAUGCAUGAUAAAUCGAGAAUGAUGUUCAAAGCAAUACUUGUAUACCGUACAGCCCAGUACAGCUCUUACCUCUGCAAGGACAGAGAUGGCAUUAUUUUCACCAAUAUAUGCUUCACCAUUAUGUAUCUUUUGUAUUACUUUAUAAUUUUAGGUUAGUGUGUUAAGGUAGUGUAGUGGUUAAUAAUUAGUUUUAGAGUAGUGUAAGGCUUACUGUUUAGUAGUAUUAUCUCUUAGUGUAGUAUGUAAUGGUAGCGGGUAGUUAAAGAGAGGAGUUAAAGUAAGAGCAGCACUGUUACACAUAUGUUGCAUUUUGCCUGAGAUUAGUGGGAGUUACAAUCCUGGGCCUUGCCUGUUUCACCUGCUCCUAUUAAAAUGGCAGCAGGUGAAGCUUGCGAGUAUAAAUCGCAAUAAUCUUGAGCAAACCAAAACAUGCAUGUAACAGUUCAGCACAGAGUUGUCCCUGCAUUAUUCCCUGUUCGUUAGGGUAAGUAUUGUACAGAUGUGCAGCACCCAGUUGAAAAUAUGAUCUGCCCUUCAAAAAAUAUAACAGCAGUCAUUCACUCGAAGACCUUGUAACUUCCUCUAGUCCAGUGCAAUGUUCGGAACAAGUGAUACUAUCCACACAGGAACAGCACUCUAGGGACGCUCUUCUGUAGGUUAUAACUGAAAGUAGAUUUUUUAAAUUUAUUUUUUAUGAGGUCAAUGUUUCAGAUUAAAAAUAAAAACUGUCACGAGGACAAAGUAACGGCAAAGCACAGGCACAAUUGCAGGCGUGCUUACCAGCCUGCAAAUUUGCUCAUGACUGUGUGACCUUAUGAAGGUUGCACUGGUACAAUGAAUGUCAGUGCAAAGCGUGCUCCUGUUAGCAUAUGUAGAAUGUAAGAAAAAAAUACCAAACAUUCUGAACAGACAAAGUAUAGGAAGCUAAAUAAACAGGCUGCUUAGGUGUAUUUCUAAGGAGAGGUCAGACGAGGAAGUAGCACAUAACAAUCACAAACAGGGAACAUAGCUGGGUUGGAGAAUAAACUUGCUGAAAGAAGUGUUCUCCUGAGCAUUGAAAAGCUGGUAGGUACGAAAUACAUAUGGUUUGGAGUUGGCACGCUCUGUUUUUUCACUACUUAGGAGAACACUUGUUUCAGCAUGCUUUUUCUCAUGUGGGCUAUGUUUCAUCUGCACGAAAGAAAGCUCUUUGCUCUUCUAAAUUCAGUGCGACUAAAAACAAUUCCGAAAUGAUUUACUAAAAUACAUAUUACCACAUGGUAUGAACAUACUGUAUUAUUACUUGACUUUCUAGUCCGAGUUGGAGACUAAUCACAUUUACAUUAAAGGUAUUAGAGUGUACAAUUGCAAUAUAUUCUGACUUGGGGUUAUGGGGUCAGUGUUUUCAUGUGGUUAUGGUACAAUGAAUCUGCAUGUGCAACGUUUCCGAAUGAAAUGCUGCACAUGCAAAGAUAUUUGGGCUACGUGCUUGUGGUGUAACUCCAUCUCCAGAAGUGUCAUUAGCCAGCCCAGAAUAAUAGUUUCAGGCUGGCUAAUAGCAAUUCUGCAUGUAAAAGUAGGCAGGAACAUGAAACUUAUGUAAAACCCAUGUCUUUAGAGCAGGACUGUGGAAUCUGAAGCAAUUUUGAGUUACCUGGUUUAAUGUUGGUAAAAGGGUACCGACUGUGACUACAUGUACCAUAUAAGCUGACAUGUAAGUCGAUCCCUAAAGCUUAGAGGUAUUAUGUAGAUUUAGACCUAUACGUAGGGAGAUACCAGUUUAUUACCGCAUUGAUAAGUAUACAUAUUGUUUUUAUACUGUUUAGCGCACCCUCCACUUUCUUGUCUUCUAUUGUAUUUAUCGGUUGUAUCUGUGAGGGAACAACCUUGGAGUGUUUGUGCAACUUCUAUCAUGUGUUUAUAGUGUUAGUAUAGCACCACGUUUUCACUAUAUUGAUUCACAGGUUUAGACCGAUAUUUGUUGGAUAAGUCAACUACCAAAAUAAUUUGCAGGUUAUAGACAUAUAUUAGUAUACGAUUUGGGCCUAGGCUAGGAAGUAGAAGUCAAUAAAUAGUCCAAAUGUUGUUUUGCUUACUGUAUCCUGUUAUAUGAUCAGUUUUUUUGUAAUGUGAUUAAUAAAAUGGUCAAAAUCUAAAGGAAAACAGACAAAACAUGGCACAUAUGUCCGCGAUGGUAGGUAUCUCUCCAGCUACAAAUAUACAAUUUUGUUGCAAUAUAAUUAUACACCAAUGGAGAAAACUGCGGAAACCUUUUAGAAAAGACAUCAGUCUUUUUUUUUAGAAUAAUGCGAUAAAAUGAUAUGGUAACAUGUAUCUAUGGGACCAAGAUAAUAUGUCAGUAAAGGCUGCUAUGGGAGAUUGGCUAUUGAGAUGUGUUUAUGAACUGUUCCUGAGGGGCAAAGAGAAUAUUGCUGUGUGGCAAUGGGGAGUUUGGAUGGUAAAUGCUGCUAUGCAGAGGGGGUAUGAUUAUUAUGGUUAUUCUUUAAAGUGAGAAUUCAAGGUGAAUUCAAAGCGAAUUUUAUAAUUUAAGGUCAAAAUAGCCAAACUGGAAAAAUUCUCUAAGUCAGCAAUGCUUUCAGUUUGGCUAUUCUGGUCUUGAAUAAAAAAUGAAAAUAAGAGUGUGUGUGUAUAUAUAUAUAUAUAUACAUUAAGUCCCCCCCAAUUUUUAUUUAUGGCCCCCACCCACCGCUCAGGGGUGGGGGCCAGGGGGGAGGACAUUAGGUCCCCCCAAUUUUUAUUUAUGGGCCCCACCCACCGCUUUUUUAACAAUGAGCAGCCACAGGCUAGGUCACAUGCUGAACUGGCCAAUCACAGCCAUGCCAUUAGUGGGCAUGGCUGUGAUGGCUUCUAAGGGCACAUGAGUCAAACGCUUGUUGAUUGGCUGCCCUGCGGCCUUUCAAAACGCACCAUUAAAUCGCUGAACUCCGAACUCCAACCCGAACAUAUAGUUAUAUGUCCGUGUUCGGGUCCGGGGGUCCAAAAAAACUUAAUGUUUGGUACGAACCCGAACUUUUCAGUUCGGGUUUGCUCAACUCUAGUCUGCAGACAUCAAGCCAAACAAUAUACUAUACAGAGUAACCAAACCAGGAAUCAUGUCAUCAAGUACAAGAUCUGGAAAACUGUGAAACAUUGUGACUAUUUCACACUUUCAGAUUGUGCAGAGUUCUGCGUAAUAAUUUACUAAAGCAAGCAAUGUUAGGAAUUUAAAAUUAAUUCAAAAUUUAUUUCAAAUGUAAAGGAACUCUAUAGCGUUAAAAAUACACGCCUGUAUUCCUAAUGCUAUAGUUUUAUGCUCUGAAUUUAGUUUAAGAUCGCACUGCCAUCUAAAUAAAAAAUAGUGGAGAAAGGGCCUAGAUCCAUUCCUUGCAGCCUCUCGACCUGCCUCCCACUAUGUCAAACAGACUCUUCUCUUUUGUCCAAUUCUAUACUCCUUAUUAAGAAGCAUUGGGGAUGUAGCCCCUCUGUGCGCCUCCAAUCAAAUAGAUGUUAACUGUAAGAACUGUAAGAGCCUCUAGUGGCUGUCUCUCUGCUUGCCUUCCGUCGUGCCUAACCUGCAGAAGAAAAUAAAGGGUUAAAAAACCUUUAACAACACUUACCCGUUUUGUGUUCCUUCUCCACCAUCAGCAAGCGUGGCGCUUGUGCAUUACGCCUUCGUCAUGGAAAAGCAUUGAAUAAAUGCAUUCCUAUGAGGAUUUAGAUGAUGCAGGACGUCCUCAUGUAAAGCAUGAGGACGUAGAGCGUUGUUUCACUGAGUCAAACUCUAUAAAAAAGGCCAGGAAGCACCACUCGUGGGUGUUUGAUAGACAGUGACUAGAGGCAGGCUUAACUCUGCAAUGUAAAAAUUGUAGUUUCUCUGAAACUACAAUCUUUGCAACUUGAGCUCCAGGGCUAAAAUGACAGAGACCCAGACCACUUUAAUGAGAUAAAGUGGUCUGGGUGCCUAUAGUGUCACUUGAAUUUAGCAAUUAUCAGUUUAGGAAAGGAAUGGAGAGUGGUCAUUGCUUAAAUCCUUUGGUAUUAUUUGUGCUUGACCCUGUAAAUGAGUAAACUGGAUAAGAUAACUCCUAGCCAAAUUAUUAAUAGAUUAAUGAUGUUUAAGACGGUGUAUUCGCUAAAUACAGAAUUAUAAAAAGUAAAAAAACAAACUGUAAAAUUUAGACAACAGUAUUUAAUAUGAAAAAAAAUCUCAAAUUCUGCAAUAGUGAUAGCUUGAUUAUUUUAUAUUAAAUAUUGCAAUUUGUUUUUCAAUGCACUACAAGCUGGUGUUUAAUCAAAGAUGUGUUUGAAUCUCUUGCAAUAAUGCAUUAUUUAUCAAAAGUAAUGUCUCUAAAGAAUUCAUAAAAGAUUGGAAUCUUAAAAGCCUCCAUCUGACCACUCCAGACUGGGAAUCUCUCUUACAGACACUUACUGAAGCAAUUUCUCUAUCUAGUAUGGAAUUUAUUCUGCUAUUUUUGUUACACACUAUAGCACAGUGUUCUUGACAUUUGCCUGAUAUCUUGUGUAUUUGGGUGCAAGAAAUAAUGGAGACAUAGAUAAUUCGCUACAAAAAAAGAUAGAUCAGAUCCAUCGAAUCCUCAAGAGUUCAGGGUGUUAAUAUUAAAGAUAGAUACAUUUUAAUGGGUUAUAUUAGCCAAUUCCUGCACAGCUUGUUCCAUUGAGUAGAUGAUUGAAUUAUAGUUUAUCAAUUGAAGCCCAUUAGUGGGAGCUGUAGUUUAAACAUAUAAUAUACAUGCCGAGAUUGCACCGCUAUUUUAUUUUAUUGCUGACCCAUUUUUAUAUGGAAUACACCAGGAAGGCUUACAUGCAUCUCUGUAGGGGGACAAAUGUCCCCACCAAGUUAUUUUAGUUAAGGAGUGGGGUCAGGGAUGUAUUUACCACAAGGCAAACAAGUCAUUUGCCUAGGGCGGCACUUUCAGGGGGGGCGCCAAAAAAACGAUGACUGUGUAUCUGUCAGUGAGUGUAUAUCAGUGUAUGUAUCUAUGAGGGCAUGUGUCUGUCAGUCAAAAAAGUGGCCAUGACACGAAUUGGGGGGGCACAAAUCCAAAAUACACCAAUGAGUGUGAAAGAUCCUCUGCCUCCUUUAGACAUCCUGCUCUAUACCUUAUGCAUUACUGUUGAAGCAAGCAAAAAAAAAAUCUUAGGUUAUUCACUUUUGUUAAUUCAUAAUUUAUGUGCCUUUCUACAUAACAGAAGAACUAUUCCUAACAUAUAUUUGUUCCAUGUUUGUAUACGGUCAAUGGGUAAGGCCUGGAAUGUAUGUUUUUCACAAAGUAUAGUGAAAGGGAAGCUCGAAGUAUGUCAGCGGUGGCUAAUCCCAUGCUUCCUUACUAAAGCCUUGAAGAUGGAGCAAAACGGAUAGGUGCAGUCUUCACAACGUUGGGUUUAAAACCAUUCAUAGAUGAUUUAACCCCUUAAGGCAGGUGUAGAUCUUGUAAUGCUGUCACAGCCAUAAUGUUUGCAAAGCAUCAGGGGAGAUGUAGUCCACAACAUAGAGAGUACAAAAGAUUGCCUCCCCCAGCAUUAAAGGACCACUCUAGGCACCCAGACCACUUCAGCUUAAUGAAGUGGUCUGGGUGCCAGGUCCAGCUAGGGUUAACCCAUUUUUUCAUAAACAUAGCAAUUUCAGAGAAACUGCUAUGUUUAUGAAUGGGUUAAGCCUUCCCCUAUUUCAUCUAGCGGCUGUCUCAUUGAUUUUCACAGUGAGAGCACGCCAUCGUCCAUAGGAAAGCAUUAUGAAUGCUUUCCUAUGUGACCGGCGGAAUGCCGCGCGUGUGCAUUCAGCCGACGGGGAGGAGAAGAGGAGGAUCCGAGGAGGAGAGCUCUCCGCCCAGCACUGGAAAAUGGUAAGUUUUAACCUCUUUCCCCUUUCCAGAGCCGGGCGGGAGGGAGUCCCAGAGGGUGGGGGCACCCUCAGGGCACUAUAGUGCCAGGAAAAUGAGUAUGUUUUCCUGGCACUAUAGUGGUCCUUUAAGGAAUGACCCAGGACCUCCUGCUACCAUGGCCAUAUUAUUGGGAUGAAGUUGUUAUAGUGCCCAGAGUGUUCCUUUAGCUAAUCUUUGGAAGUUCAUUCUAUAGUCUAUUCUUUUUAAAAAUCCUAAAUAUUACUCUAUCAAGUAAAAAUAAUAAACUUAUCUCAUACUUUCCCAGUGUUAGGGACAGUUUACUAUUUAUUGUCUGUACAAAUGGGACAAAACUGUGUUGUUUGACCUAUACUCUAUGAGGAGGUGUCAGAUUUUUUACAAAUUUUUUGUCAUACCUAUAUGUGAAUUGUGAGGAACACUCUAAGCACCAUACCCACUACAGUUAACUGUAGUGGUUGUGGUGCCAGGAGUACCCUGGUGCCACCUUAUUCUCCGGAGUCAAACCAUCUUAGAAUACCUGAGGUCCACCUGGCACCUAGCCCCGCCUUCACUACUUCUUAUGAAUAAGCGCAUGCUCCUGAGCUAAGCCACGGUUACGUCAUUGGCUAAGAGCGUCAGAAAAAAAGCACAGUAAGUAGUGGAGGUGGGGAGUGGUGUCUGUCGGACCUUAGGUAAAAACUCAAACUGUUGUUAAACAGUUUGACUCCUUACAAUAACGGGACACCAGCGUAUAUCUGGCACUAUAGCCAGUGCUAUAGCGGUAUAGUUAUUGGAGCGUUUUUUUAAACAAAAUUCAUAAAUAACAUUUCUGUUUUUUUUUUUUUUUUUUAGGAUAGAAUAGAAAAAUCGACCAUAAGGAUUAGUCUAUACAUUGACACCCCAAUAACAUAAUAAAAAAAAAAAGCCUAAGUAUAUGGCCAUAAAAACACAGUAUUGUUCUAAAAUGGUACACAUAUUCUUUAAAUGCAUAUACAUUCAUUGUAAAUCUUUGUGUUCCAAUUACAGAUUUUACCCAUUUGGAACCAUAUAUUAAUGCAGAUGUUGUAGCGCAUAUUUGAAUUGUGUUUUUUUUCUCAAUUCUCACUGAUAUAUAAGGUAUGGUUUAUGGUUAAUACACAGGUGUGAAAUUAUGUUUUCAAGACAAACAGAGGUUAAUAAUUUAUGGAUUACAGAAAUUAUGUUUCACAUUAGGAGGAUAAUUGAUACUUUUAAAACAUAGUAUUUAACAGGAAUAAUGUAAAGCAGGGGAUACUUUAAAAAGCCUUCCCUGGAUGAGCCAUGUAUGGCUAGAGUAAUGUUACUGAGAAUUUAACCUUUCUUGAAGAAUGUGACUUUCAUAGGUCAUUCAUCCAUUCAUACCUCUUAUGUCUGGCCCUACGUUACCAUAGUUAAGAUACGAAGUCUGAAUAUAAUGUCAGAAUAUGAUUUGACAGCUCAGAUAGAUUUGCCACCAAUCCUUAUCACUGUUCACACACUUGUCCCUUGUCACAACAAGAGGCCCUUCUAUUUUAUGUCCCUUUCCACAAAGAGCAAAGUUCAGGACUGGAUAAGCAGAACAGAAUAGCUCUGACAGGCAUUUCAUUAGUGCCAAGAAUAGAAUGAGCAAUUUUCAGUAAGUACCUGAACUAGAUUUCAUGGUAGAUUCUAGAAUUUUAACCUCUUAAAGGAAAUCUGUCAUUUUUUAUUAUUUAAAGUAAUAUUUUACACGCAUUCUAAACUCUGUCUAUUAUUUUGUAAAGCAUGCAUGUCCAUAAAUACUAUAUUUCAGUGUAUCUCCUAGCUUACACUUGUUCUAGGGGGCAGUAAUAUUGAAAACAUUUUGAGGCAGAAGCAUGAAAGUAACCAAGAGAAGAGCUUACGAUCAUUCAACAAUCCAGUGUGACAGCAUCUCGAAAGCUCCGAACUGCAUAGAACCAGUUGUAUUUGACACAGGAAGCACUGUGUAUCAGUUAAGACUAUCGUAGAAGACUUUAACCCCUUAGCUACCGAUCACAACUCCGUUUCAUCAUCCUCAGUGCCAGAGAGGUUUUAUUCACCAUAUUUCAGUGUCACACACACACAGACACACAGACACACACACACACUGCCACAUAUGCACACUAACAAAAACACAUCUCAAUUUACUUAUUUUUAGCAACCAGCUUUGCUUCCAAAACUUUUUGGGUGUAGGAGGGUGGCUUCCUGGGCUGGCUGAGUGUGAUGGGAGUUUGAGUUCCUCUGUCCUCCUAGCCCACGCGGUCUGUAAGUUAAGAGGAAGUGACAGGAAAUAACCCCCUCCCAGCACAGACAGCCAACAUUAAAGGAGGCCGGACAUGCUUCUAAAGGGCUCUAGCACCCGACUGGGCCCCUGAUCAGACAGCCUACCUAUCAUGUGUGCCCUAAGUGGAUUGGAUACUCAAUGGGUCUCCAACCCCUGUUGGCCCUGGUGUAGCCGCUCUGUUGGAAGUUAUGCCAUUGCUUCUCUUGUUUCCCUAAGUCCCAGUUUUGCCACAAGUGCCAAAAUAUAUAUAUUAUACCUUAAGGGUCCCAUCCACGACAGCAUACUACACAAAGCUCUCAUAAGGAACAGCAUACUACCAGGGACGUGUCUUCCGCGAGGCAAACAAGGCAUCUUCCCUGGGUGGCACUUUGCAGGGGACGGCAAAAAAAGCCGCCCUCAAACGCCCAGGCAGAUCCCUUGUUUGUGCUUUGUGUCCUGGGGGGCUCAAGAGCUGGCCGGCUGGCCACUAUUGAGCCCCCCCCAGGCUGGCAGCGGGCAGCAAGGGAGCAAACUCACCUGAGCUCUUCCUGCUUGGCUUCCUCUGUGCCGCUCAAUGAAGCCGGGAUCCAGAAUAUGACGACACUCCGGCUCCCGGCAUCUCUAAGCGGCGCACAAGGGAGCUGAGCAGGAAAAUCAGAGCUCUCUCGCUGCUUACUCAGCCUGUCUGCCCCCUGCCUGCCCGGCCAGCAGCCCUACUGUACAGGUAAGUAAUCCACUCCAGCUCUCCCAGGGUGGAUUUGAAAAAAAAAAAAAAAUGUGAGUGUUGAUGGUAAUGUCUGUAUGUGUAUGUCUGUAAGUGAAUGUAUGUGUGUGUGUCUGUAAGUGAAUGUGUCUGUAAGUGUGUGUGCCUGUAAGUGUGAGUGAAUGUACAUGUGUGUCGGUCAGUGAGUGCAUGCUUCUGUCAGUGUGUGUCCAAGUAAAAGUGUGUGUGUAUGUCAUUGUUUGUCAUUGUAUAUAAGAGUGUGUGUCUGUCAGUGAGUGUGCGUCUGUCAGUGAGUGUCCAAGUAAUAGUGUGUGUGUCAUUGUUUGUCAGUGUAUAUGAGUGUGUGUCUGACAAUGAGUGUAUGCGUUUGUCAGUGAGUGUGCGAUGGUCAGUGAGUCAGCGGCCUUGACAGGAAGGGGUGGGGAAAAUUUAAAUUGGGGGGGGGGGGGCCCGAAUCCUAAAUACACCACUGCAUACUACUACACAUAAGGAAGAGUGGAUUAUUCACAUUUAAAUGGAAAGUCUGAAAAUAAAAUGAAAAUGAAAAGUCCUUCCAAGUAGAAUCCCAUAUAAGCUUUCAUAAGUAGGGUCACAUGCCCAGACAGUAAUCUGGGGAUAACAUUGACAUCUAUGAUCACCUGAAAACCUGAUAAUAACACAUAUAACAUAUGCCAUUUGCUCCAUUGAAAUUUGGAGAUACUGUGAAAGCCUGCCAGAAUUUGUGACAUCAUAUCCCGGCAGCCAGAUGUCAGGCAAGCCAAGGGAAGCCAUAGAAAGAGCUAGAUAGAUAAUGUAGUGUUUAAUGUUACUCUGCAAAUAUGUAUGUGUGUUGGUGAGUGUGUGUGUGUGGUGAGUGUGUGUGGGUGUGGUGAGUGUGUGUGUGUGUGUCUACUUUUGCAUUAAUGUAAGAUAUUAAGUAUGUAUGUUCCUGUUUACGCCCCUUUUUAUUAUUAUAGUUAUUGUUUUUAUUUAACUAGUUUGGACAGGGUUAGUGUACAGAAAAUGCUAUUAUAAUUAGUUAUGUUAUUUACUGUGAAAUCGGAAUUCUGUUCAGUUUACAAUAUAUGUCAUAUGUUUAUAAAUGGAUAUUUUUUUCUGUGUUUUCUACAUAAAUUAUAAGAUGGUGCAGAAUAAUGCAUCGAUCAUUCCAGUUUUCUCUUCCUCUAUAUAUUUUUUGCUCAAUUUGAUGUUUCCCUAUUGAUAUUUAUACCCUCUGUCAUGCCGGUGUCCCUUUAUUUAAUGCUAGAAAAAUCUGUAUAGUGUUCCUAUUACAAACCUUCCAACAUUAUAACAUGGACAAAGAGGGACACUUUAAUUUUAGGGGUGUGAGUUGGGGUUUGACCAGGGCUGUUUUUGAGACAUUUUAGGUGACUUACCAAUGACAAUGUAUGCAACUAAAAUGCAAUUUAAAAGAUGGCCAAUGUAUCUUAUUUGUACACACUGACAUUUAGACACAUUUAUUACAUUUUGGAGACACAUUAGUGUGCACUGUAUUGCUGUGGAGCUUUGUUGUACACUCAGACACACCAACAAAGUGUGUCUCAUAGAAAAAAGACAUUAGGAUAGAAAAGAGGGAGAGAGGGAUUUGAGCAAAACAUAAGGCACUGUGCCUCCUAAAUAGGGAUAAAUAGCUAUUCAUUUAGUACAACUCAUUUUACCCUGACAAUUCCGUUCAACUAGUACUAUCUCUCCCUUACCUACAUAACAUCUUUUCCUGUUCAUCUGUCUGACUGUAAUUAACAUUGGAUUACAAUUUGCAUAGCACCUUAAUUAAACUAUUCUCCAUAGCUGGCGGUUCCCUGUUGUACUAAGGAUGAAAAACCUGCUACAGUAAACACCUUAUUGCCCAGGGACCUGAUAAAUACCAUGCAUCUAUUAUUACUGGGGAUGCACUUAAAUUUUAUCGGCACUUAUUUUUGAUUCUCUACCCAAGGGUUUAGAACUACUGGCAUAUGGUCUUUAGCAACCAGGUUGUGAUGACAGCAACAUGUAACAUUUUGGCCUUAAAGAGUUAAUGCGUUCAAAAUGUUCUGUAAAACCUACAGUGAAAUACCUUAUGGGAUGCUGUUUACAUUCUACUUCUAGAAAAAGCAACAUAUGCUAUAAAAAUGCACGUUCUGCUCAGAAAUAGCCCUCCUGUGGUGCUACAUUAUUUUAUUCUGUUACAUAUAAAUCAGCUUACAUUAAUCAAUGUCACAAAGACUGUCCACACAAUGUGUUUGAAUUCACUAAGUGGCUCAACUGUUUGUAAUCUGCUUUAAUAAGGCAUAUCCUUAUUCGUGACUUUCAAAAUUUGUCAUACACGGUUAAUUUAGGCCGACUAGUCUCCUGAAAAGCCUUUUUUAUAUAAAUAUAGAAUUUUCUCAACAGAAUAUUAAAAAUAAAAAUCUGUAGUAAAUUCAGCUACAACAAUGACAAUUGUUAAAAAUAAAAAAAACACAAAAACUCAAACUUUAAAGAGAUUGUGAUGUUAGUUUCUAGUCAGAACUUGAGAUUUCCGCAUAUAAAUUGUCCAUCUCCCAACCAGAGGCACACGUGUCACUUGGCACCAGGGUUUGAUAUGUAUGCAGGAACACUCAAAUAUAGUCACAUACAUGCACACAGUUAAACAAACGCAGUCGCACUCACACAGUCAAAUGCACAGGCACAUAGCCACACACAUUACAAUCUUAACCACAGUCAUAGACACAUGGUCACAAACAAAGUCACAGACACAUCUUUGGGGGAUGAGAUGAACAAUACUUUAUCAACUUAACAUACGUUUUAAUAAAUUAUUAGACUGAAAUUUCUCAUGUUAAACAAAUACAUUUGUUCUCACAUAGGCUUUUUUGAUUAAAAUAAUUAAUGCUUAAUGUAUGCAUACAUUAAUCCGACAUUCAAUUGGCUACCAUAUAUAUGAAAAGUUACAGGUGAAAAAAAGUCUCCAUAGAUUUUAUGAUGGCUUUCUUUAUUUAUUGCUAAGCAUGUGUGUCACGGCAAACUGGACAACUGUUUAAAACAAGUCAAAUAGUUAACGUAAUUAUGGUGCAAGUAACAUUCCCUUUUAAGAGGCAACGUCAUUUAGGGGACUAUUUCAUUUUUGGCAAGGAUUUCCCUAUUGUCAUUUAUCUGCUUGCAUGCUGGCUGAUAGGAGAAUGGUAUUAUUGAGGGUUCUUCUUUUGCCUCAAUUUGCCAAAAACAGUAUGAAAAUCAUAAAAUAUCUAAUUACAUUUGAAAUUUUAAUUAAAUAUAUAUUCUAGCUCAGCAGUGACAAUGACAUUUGAACUUCAGUAUUGUAUACGCCUUUCUGAUCUAUUAUUUGAAUGGACUAAUUUUUUUAUUGUGUUUUUUUUUUUUUUUUACAAAUGUGGCAGGAUACGAGUGACAGUAGAUGGAGAGUUUCUUCAUUAUAUUUUUCCUCGUAAGUUUUUGGAUUCUCCUGAGUGGGACUCCCUUAGACCUUCAGAAGAAGGGACUUUUCAGGUAACCUAACAAGUAUGUUCUAUUGAUAAACCCAAUAAAAUCCAUUAUAGAGUUGUUGAUAUUCUGUGGACAAAUGUGCAAAUCCUAUUUAGCUUAUUUGAAUAUUUCCUUGUAUAUUCUGCUAAAGUCAAGAGAGAUGACAAGAUAAUAUAUGUCAGUAACCAUACGCUGUUGUGUUUACUCUGAGUGUCUUUUAUAACUCUUAUAGUGUGCAAGUAAUACAUUGUUGCUAAUGUGGAAAAUGAAUCCAUUUAUAGUUCAUGUCUGUUCGCUAAUAGAUCUAUGACAGGUUUGAGAAAAAAAACUUAACUAAUUGUUAGCCAUUCUUUGAGAGCUUUGUAUCAUAUUUAAAGGGACACUACAGGCAGCCAUCAGACAGACACUAGAGGCUUUUCCGGGACUCUAAAAAUACUUUGAAUCCCUUAAACGACUCUGGAUGUCCUCAAUCUCUGCAUGAGGAAAUCCUCAUGGUAAGUAUAUAAAUGUUUUUCUAUCGCUUUCUCUUCUGGAGCGGGGACCUGAGGGCACUAUAGAUUUUAUAUUCGUAACACUAUAAUAUCCCUUUAAUGGGUUAGGAACCAGUGAACUAAGGGGAUGCUUUACUCCAAAGGCCUUUUGUUUAUGAUGGUGAGUGAGCUGACUGCUGUAUUCGCCAUCAGCAUGUUAGUAAUUUCAGGGCCGGACUGGCCCACCGGGAUACCGGGAAAUUUCCUGGUGGGCCGCGGCACCUGGGGGAUGCGCUGACACAUGGGUGCCACCGGGUGGCCGGCCGGUGGCAUACUGAGAGGGGGCCGGCCGCGUUCCAGACUGGAGCCGCCAGGCCGGGUGGCAGCUUGGCCAGUCCGGCGGCACUCCAGUCACUGAUGGCUGAAGGAGGAGGAGCCUGUCUCUGUACCGUGCUCCCUCGCGGUUCCUGUGCUGAGAAUUGUGGGAACCGCGAGGGAGCAUGGUAGACAGGCUCCUCCUCCUUCAGCCAUCAGUGACUGGAGUGCCGCCAGAGGGGGAGGUAGAGAGAUGGGGAUAGGGGAUAGACACAGGGAAAGGGGGGAGGAAGAGAGAUGGGGAGAGGGGAGAGACACGGGGAAAGGGGGGAGGGAAAGAGAUGGGGAGGAGGGAGAGUGAUUACUACGAAAAGGAGGGAGAGAGAUGGCGACAGGAGACAGGAAAGGGGAGGAGGAUGGGAGGGAGAGACACAGGAAAGGAGAGGGGAGGGAGAGAGAUGGAGAGACACACAGGGGAAGGGGGGAGAGAGAUGGGAGAGACACAGGAAGGGGAGAGAUGUGGCUGGAAGGAGGAGGACACAGGAAAGUUGGGAGGAAGAGAGAUGGGAGAGGGAGAGACACAGGAAGUUGGGAGAGAUGGCUGAGGGAGAGAGAUGGGGGGAGAGAUGGGUUGGAGGGAGAGACAGGGAAAGGGGGGAGGGAGAGAGAUGGGGAGGAGGGAGAGACACAGGGAAAGGGGGGAGGCAGUGAGAUGGGGAGGAGGGAGAGACACAGGGAAAGGGGGUGAAAGAGGCAGAGGGGGAAGAGAGAGACAAAGAGGGAGAAAUGAGAGAGACACACAAGGGGAGGGGAAGAAAGAGGCAGAGGGGGAAGAGAGAGACUGGGAAGGAGAGGGGAGACAUUGACACAGAGAAGCAGUGAGGGGGAGAAAGAGAGGACCCGGGGCAACGCUCCGGCUCUCACGAGAGUGAACUCUAGCCCUGGAGCUACGGGCUAGAGUUCACUCUCACCACUUCCUGGUGGUCGCAGUAGUAGGAGUGAACUCUAGCCCCAUACACACACUGCCCACACACACACACACACACACCAUACACACUGCCCCCCCCCACACACACACACCAUACACAUUCACACACUGCCCCCCCACACCCACACACAUUGCACCCCUCACACAUUGCACCACUGCUCCUAUACCCUACUACAGCCCCAUAUCCCAGCAGACUCCAGGUAAGUUGUCAAACUGUUCUUAAAUGGUUUGACUACUUACUCUGGGAGGGGGUGCUGACACUCCUGGCACCAUAACCACUACACAGAGGUAGUGGCUCAGGUUCUGGAUCCGUCACUGGUAUAUGACAUGUAUAUUAAUGUGUGUGUGUGUGUGUGUGUGUGUGUGUGUAUAUAUAUAUAUAUAUAUAUAUAUAUAUUAAUUAUAUUUACACAUAUUAAUGUACAUUUAUAUAUGCAUAAUACACAGAGAAAUUUCAUUAAUAUGUACCAUAUGUAAUGAGCAGAUAUUGUCCCAGUCUUGUUGCUAGGUGCAUACUCCAGCACAAUAACAUAUUUAAAGUGAAGAGCACACCCACAGGACUUCAAAAUAAACAUUUUUUACAGUUGUGCCCUACAUACAUUCACCAUUUCAGUCCCAUUAACAAACUUUCCUUAAUAUGUCAAGGUAGUUGGACUGAAACAUUGAUUACAUGCAAAGGCGCGUCUGCUUAAAAUAAAUCUGCACUUUUGUUUAUUUUGAAGCCUAUGAGUGCGCUUUUUACGUUGAAGUACUUUUUAAUUUUAAGUUAUCUGUUCUAACUCUGUAUCUACACACUAUGCUGGUGCGACGCAUUAUGGGGCUGGUAAAUAUUUUUUUUCCAGGGCUGCUUUUAAAUCCCAGUCUGGCCCUGAGUAAUUUUGAUGUGAACUAAUAAAUAGGCAUGGUUUUGGGGUUCUAAGAGUUAAUGCUCUUCUGACUUAGAAGUUUUUUAAUGGCAAUAUUUGAAAGGUUCUGACCAUAACAAUUACCUCAUCUUCUAAUGCUUACUGCGAUCGGAGACUGAUCCAACUUAUCCGUGAAUAUCUGAUUAUGCUGCUGUGGAUAUCGAAAGUGUGUUUUAAUCUCAGAAUGAAACAUUUACUCUUUUCCUAUUUUAUUAAUCUUCUUGGUCAACCAUGGAUAUCUCAUUAGCAAUCCUAGACAUAUGCCCCCAGGAUUGUCCACCGGAUGUUAGUUGCAAGUUGAUAAAUAAUAUAAUAAUAUACUCUACAAUUCUGCUAUUUACAAAACAAUAACAUUACAUAUUAAUAUAUUUGCAACUCCAUUUUAGGGCAGGAGGGGGGUCAAAGAUCCUGUUCCUAGGUUAAAAUGAGAUGUUCUAAUUACAGUACAUGUUAUCCUUAUUUAUAUACAGACAAUGGCCCAUCAUUGCUCCUUACAGUACUGGUAAAAGAUCUGAGAUAAAAAUAAUAUCGAGAAAUUAUUUUCUUUAAACACCCCGAUUCUUAUUUAAUUUUUUAAAUAUUGAUUUGAAUUCCUUAAUUGCAGAUGCUAUUGAUUUGAUUAUGGUGAUACGCUCAGGUUUAAUUCUAAUAUUUUCUUAUAAUAUUACUCUCUAAAUUGUAUGAUAUAGAAUCUUUGAGAUUGUUGACCACAAAUACAAAGUCACGUUUAAUAAAGAUAAGUACAUAUUUUGUACUGCCUUACAAAACUAGGAUAGAGGAUAUCAGACCUCAUUCAGAAGAAAUUCUUGAUUUUUGCAUCAAUUACAUUACAGCGAGAAUCAUAUAAAACAAGAUUUCCUUGAUUCACAGCUUAAUUGAAGUCUGUUACAAAAUGCUGAUAGAAGUCCAGUAAUUCCUCUUUAAAGUUAUUAUUUUGAAAAUGAUUCAACUGACUACAUUGCUACAUUAACACAUUUUCUGCUUAGCAAGUUAGCACGUGCUUAGCUUAUCGAAAUGACUUACAGCAUUCUGUCUUUUCGGGAGUUACACAUGGACACUGUGCACAUCUCUUAUGUGCCGAUCAAUGGAGCUGUCAGUGAAAGUAAAAUGUUUAGCUUUAAUCAUUUUUUUUCUUGUGUGUGUGUGUGUGUGUGUAAAUGUGUGGAAGAAUGGGUGAAGGGUUGGAGUAUCUUGAUAAUUCUGUGCCUACUGAACUCGCGAUGUAUAUCCAGACCUGUUAGAACACAUCCUCAUCAACAACUACUGUCACUGGAUCUUCAUUCCACACACUAAGAGAUUUUAGUAGUCUUAUUUGAAACAGAUAUAUUUGCUCAAUUACUGUAGUUCCUCUAUGACAACAGGACAGUGCAUGAAAAUGAUGAUAAUUCUGACAUGGUUUAUAGAUAUAAAUACAAAAAAAGAUGCUUUAAUUUCUUAAAAGCAAAAAAAUGAUCUUUGUGUUUGAAAACAUUUGGGCAGCAGUGAUUUUUUUUUUUGUGUGCCACAUACUGGGUGCACAACUUUGAAAAUGCAAGGACUUUUUAAGCAUUGUGUGUCUCUUUUGUGAUGGUAAUAUAAGGAAAAUUAUAUUAGUUAACUUUUAGUGUUUACCCUUUUAGUUAUACACUCUAUGUAUAACUUGAACAUUAUCUAACAUUACCCAUCAAUCGAAUUACACAGCAGAAAAAAACGUUCCCAUUCUGAUAAUGCUAACAGGAAGAAAAGCCCAUAAGGUUAAAUAGUGCCACAAUUACACAGUAUGUCAGAUUUUCAAUGGAAAAAAUAUCCCCACAAAAUGCAAGGAAUAAUUUUAUUGUAGGAAAAAAACAGCAUCACAGACCUGUUGUGCGGUUAGGCAAAAUAAAUAAAUUAAUGUUUUAGAAAAGUGGACCCAAAAUAGAAUGUAAUUUUCUAACUGUGUGUUCCAUAUUGUUUUACAGGUAACACUUACUGCAGAAACAAAGUGCCGAUACGUUACGUGGAGGAGAAAAAAACUGUAUUUAUUAUUUGCCAAAAACCGUUACAUCUGCAGACUAUUUUCAGUGUUGAUAAGAGGUGACAUUGCCGAUAAACUCUAUGAAUUGAACGAAAAAGUUUCCCUCGACAGUGGUUUUAGAUUUGAUAUCAGACUACCUAACUAUUAUCACAUGGCAUUGCCAGAAGAAGCACAUUCAACAACUCCCUCCAUCCAUGUCCAGGAUGUCUUUGUGAAGAAAAGCACACCCAACAGACUAUGA
This is a messenger RNA of Pelobates cultripes (western spadefoot toad), 20457 nucleotides long. The record is from the annotation of a GenBank genome assembly. Lineage: Eukaryota; Metazoa; Chordata; Amphibia; Anura; Pelobatidae.